AUGGAGAGUCAAAGAAUCAAAUUUCUCGAACUCUUGGGAAGAUGGCAGAUGAAUCCUCGUCUCGGUGUCCCUCUACUUCGUCAAUUGGCCAAAAGCCAUAAGGAUGCCGUGGCAUCCGGAACAGAGGUUGACAAAAGUGACUUCUCGCUCCUCGUCACACAGUUAUGCGGCUUUCUCAUCGAUGCUGGUGCACCCCCUGCCUUCCCGGAUCAAUGCGUCCAGGAAGGUCUCCAUACCCUUUAUAUCGACAUUCUACUCCAAAACACGUUCUGGAGCCAACAAGAUAAUAGAAUACUGUGUGAACUCCUCAGCGGGCUCACGCAUUGCAUCCGCGCAAUCCAGCCCAAAACCAAGGCAGCCAACGACAUAAUACUACGAACACCACCUCUUUUACAGCUCUUCUGGAAAAAUCGCACCCGCUUUCGCUUAGAUACUAUUGACGUCUCCGGACUUGAGAGUCCAGAAUCCGGCAUGCUGCGUGAACAAGAGCUGCUCUGGCUUAUCCUCGAGAUUUAUCAGAUAUAUUGUAAAACGUGUGAUGCACAACCUCCACCCACCACAUACCUACCUCACCUCGGCGUCUACUUCUGGACAACUGUAAAUCUUCGCGACUUGCGCAUCGCGGCAUGCUACCAUCUCGUCACCUUCCUUUCGUCGCCCAAAUAUCAAGAAGCCGAGGGAGAGAAGUUCGCCAAAGAUGUUAUUCUCAACGGUGUUGGCAUAAAAGAGUUCAUAAAUCGAGCAUACGCAGAACUACGACGCGAAGACAACCCGGACGUUCUGGUUAUGCGCAUUGCUUGGUCUCUAGCAAGGCUCAUUGACAUGUCAUUUUUGCAAGCUCAUGUCAGCUACAAAGAUCUCCUGUCAGCUCUCGUCGCCGCGGCUUCUAGACUAGCCACCAAAGCUAAGGCGAGGGCUGGGGAUCGAGAUGGUACCAUUACUGCGGCGAUCGAGGUGCUGAAUAAGACUUUGGUGCGCUCAGAGAAGGUUCACGCAAGUGAUGCCUUGGAGCUUUUGGCUCGAGCAAUCGACUUGUUGCUUGUCGAAGCAAGCCUGACCGGAUUCAACAAGGCGAAUUACAUCGGUAUCACAAACGCUGUUCACAACCUCGCAGUUUCCGUGCCGGAGACAGGGCGGAACUCGACUGCGAAUCAGCGCCGGUUUCUUGCGGACCUCAAGGAUGCAGCUCCUCGCGUUUGGUGGCCUGGAUUAUAUCGCCUACGACUCGCGAAAUAUCACGCCGGGCAAUCAGCUUCUUACGACGAGAUCAUCCACCGGUGGACUCUUCUUGGAGCCAGGUUGAAGCUUCGGGAACGUGCCGAACGGCAACGCUUUGAAAGAGAAGAAAAGUGCCAUUGCUCGUGGAAGGAAUGUCAAUUCUCAAUGGGAAGAGCAAGAAUGACGUCGCCCGCGGAUCUGAAAAGCUGUGGCGGGUGUAAGCAAGCUCGUUACUGCAGCACGGAAUGUCAAAAGAAUGAUUGGCGCAAAGGCGGUCAUAAGCUACUCUGUCAAAAGUUCCAAGAUGGUUGUAUUUGA
Messenger RNA from Peniophora sp. CBMAI 1063, 1536 nucleotides. NCBI's taxonomy places the organism in Eukaryota, Fungi, Basidiomycota, Agaricomycetes, Russulales, Peniophoraceae. The record is from the annotation of a GenBank genome assembly.